This is a messenger RNA of Drosophila ananassae, 1642 nucleotides long. RefSeq lists its product as uncharacterized. The transcript is spliced from 4 exons. The record is from RefSeq and is a predicted model, not a curated record. NCBI's taxonomy places the organism in Eukaryota, Metazoa, Arthropoda, Insecta, Diptera, Drosophilidae. Bases 280 to 1581 code for a protein of 433 amino acids.
GCCUCUCAGUUGUGGCUGGACCGCCACCGACGACCGGCGAUCGUCUCUCUCUCUCGCGUCAACUUUCUCGCAUACCGCAACUCUCACUGCCACCAUUUCACUUACACUCUCUCUCUCGCUGGUGCCUCUCCAUCCAUCUCCACCCACGUUAUGUGUUAUUGUUGUGAUUGUGACGCUACUUUCACAGUUUUUGUUACUAUUACACAGAGAAAACCAAAACAGUUGUUAUAAUUUUUCUCUGUGUACUUUUGUUUUUUACAUUGAUGUUCUUUGUCUGUCAUGUAUCGCAAUAAUGCGGAGAGCUCUUUUUGUUUCAUCAAUCGCCUGAACGGGAACGCCAAUGAUGAACUGCAGCAGCCGGGAGAACAUGAGCCUACUUCGGCGCUCUUGGAUUACUGCAAACGGAAGUUCCUCCGUCCGUAUGUGGCCAUCUUGACGCUGGUCGGUCUCAAUCCCAUCUCGACGGACAUGAGCAAUGUGAGGGCCUGCUGCAGUUACGUUCAGGCCUUAAUGGUGCUAUGUGUGCUCUUGGUGGGCUAUGUUCUUCGGUACAUAUGCGGUUACAGAGGCGAUCGGGGCUUCACCAGCAACCGGGACAUACGGCCCAUAAACAACGGAACUGAAGGCGGGAUAGCUAGCCCCAACACCAUUGGAGAGCUGCUGUUCGGGUACAUUAUUCCCAGUGGCUUCAAUCUCCUGGCUUUCGUAUCCGCGGUGCUCGUUUGCAAGGUAAUCGACCACGAACAGCUGCAGAAUCUCAUAGAAAGGGUCUUCCUGAUGUCCGCCAAGCCCAAGAGGCUGUGCCGCAUGCUCUGGUUCUUCCUCGGAGUGGCGCUGGCCCUGCUGCUGCUGCUCUUCGGCUACGCCUGCUGCGUAGUAAUAAUGCAGCCAGCCCAGAUCGUCAAGAUAUCCUGGCUGGCGGAAGUUCUGAGCGACUGGGAAGUCUGGCUACGUGUGAGCCUCCUGGUCACUAUUCUCCUGCAGGACCUAGUGGAGGUCAUUAUUCUGAGCAACUACUACAUCGAGUGCUACUUGUUAAGAAUGCAUCUGGAAACGUUGUCCCACAAGCUGCUGAUGCACUCCAUCGACUCGCUGGACUGGAUGCGGGAGGUCUUGGAAUUCCGUAAGCUCCUGGAAAGGCUAAACCAGCACGUAUCGAUCCCGGUGUGCUUCCUAAUUGUGAUGAAUCUGGCGUACGCGUUCGCGGGUCUCGUUUACUUGUUUAAGGACUUUGACUUCCACUAUUGCGCCUUGAAGCUCGUCCUGCUGAACAUAGCCAAUGUGAUGCUGUGGCUUUUCCUGGGCCUUCUCCCGUUCUUCGUGGCCUCCUCUGUCACGCGUGUGUGCCAAAAUGCCCAGGCCAAUGGGCAUCAGAUACGCGUCCGGCCGUUUGUGUACCACAACACCUCGGCGGAGGAUCUCAACUCGACGCUGUUGUUCGCCGCAUCGCUGGACAUGUCCGCCAAACUCUUCCGGAUGCCCAUCCAGCCGAAUUACCUCUGCUUCGCCAUCCUCGUAGUGGUCAUCGUGAUCCUUACGCUGGGUAUGUGCCUGAAUCUCACGGCUCUGGGAAAAAUAUAACCAAGUACUUUUCUACGCCUAUGUAAAUUACAAUAAUAAAAAAUAGUAUUUGUCUAGCUUA